AACCCACAGAGCGAUUCUUCGGAACGGUGAUUGGUUGGGCGGGACGAACGUCACGCCCACUCAAAGGGGAGGAGGAACGUGGCGAAUCCGUCAUUCGAGCGAUUUUCGAAAACCAGACUCGAGUGGCCACCGAUUGGUUAUCCACCUGUCGUCCUGUCGUGCGAUUCACUAAAGGUCUGCAAUCACACCACUGCUUCCUUCUCUGCGCCAAACUCAAUCUUCCCUUGCCCUCUUGCGACUCCUUUCCCAUUCAUCAUUCCAUUGUGCUGUGGAUGGAAGCAAAGCUUGUGCAAUGAGUGUGUUGUGUUCUCACACACUCUCGUCUCUUCUGACCUCAGCAAGCCUGUAUCGGUGUCCAUAUUUUCUUUUCGCCACUACGAGCAGUUGCAAAAAGGGUCCCAGGAAAACUCCAUUUGUCAACAAACGAGAAGCCUUGGCCGUACAAACAAUAUCAAGACGAGAACCAUCGCGGACUGUCAUUCCAUCAGCAACUCACCGAGAUAACAUUAUGUUGCCGCAACACUUCGAUCAUUUCUUGGUGCUGGAUUUUGAAGCCACUUGCACAGACGAUGGACCAAUUCUGCCCUAUCCUGAGAUCAUCGAAUUUCCUGUGGCAAAAUUGGAUGCAAAAACGUGGACUGUAAGCUCGUAUUUUCACCAGUACGUAAGGCCUACAGCAAAUCCCAUCAUAACUUCGUUCUGCACACAUCUUACCGGUAUAAUCCAGGAAAUGGUUGAUAACCAACCUACCAUCGACGAAGUUCUGCAACGGUUCCACCUUUGGAUGAAACAUGAAGGAAUGCUAAGCUCUCGCACAGCCUUUAUCACAUGUGGAGAUUGGGACCUCGGUGUUAUGCUACCAUCCGAAGCAAAGAAUAAAAGAUUUGAAGUUCCUCAAUAUCUGCGCCAAUGGAUCAAUGUGAAGAAGUCGUACUGUGACCACACGGGAACAUUUGCAAAGGGUCUGAGGGAUUUACUCAAUGCUUACGGUCUACAGCACGCGGGUCGCCUCCACAGUGGAAUUGAUGACGUGAAGACUAUAUGUGCCAUUACUUCAGCCAUAGGCAAAGAAGGUUAUGUAUACAGGAUAAACGGGACUACGAAGGAUGAAGCUCUGCGGAGUAGAGUUUUCAGAAAUAUAACUGUUCAAUGAAGUUUUGUACCAUUUUGUGUUCAAAGGCAGCGUUUUGGCACUCGCAAUGCGUGUGCUCUUCAUUUAAAAAUGUCUACCACCAGCACUACUGCACAGUUAUUAUCUCAACUUCUUUCUAAGGAUUACUGGACCCGCUGCUGUGUGAAUUCGCUGUGCAAAACCCUGUAAGUCGAUGCAAGUCGUCCGCUAACUACAGUACUGGGACAAUUAUUACCUGGACGCUGCCUUCAGAGUUCUAUCUGCCACCAUAUGCAGUCUAUCCAUCUCAAAAAUUAGUUGUACAACUGCACAUUACUAUUGCCGUGAUGGCUGGGGUUCGACAAAGAAGGCUGCACAUCAGGAGGCACGCCGCGCUCGGUGGCCGCCUUGCCGCGCACGCCGCGAUAUCCUGAAGCCCACAAAACUCCCCCUUGUUAAAGAGUCUCGGUGGC
This is a messenger RNA of Cylicocyclus nassatus, 1584 nucleotides long. NCBI's taxonomy places the organism in Eukaryota, Metazoa, Nematoda, Chromadorea, Rhabditida, Strongylidae. The record is from the annotation of a GenBank genome assembly.